AUGAUAAAAAAACCAUGGCGUGAUCAAUAUUUAUUAGAUUUAGCUAAACAUAAACAAACAUAUGCUGAUAGAGAUUAUCGUAUUGUACAUUAUCCAUUAUCUAUGCCAACAAAUAAAGGACAAGCAAUGAUUCAAGCAAUAGAAAAUGAAUUAAAACAAAUUAAUAAACAGAUUAAAAUAAGAUUAGUACCACAUAAUGAAGCAAAUAUAAUUGAUUUUUUUGCUGAACCUGGAAAUUUAGCUGCAACAAAUCUCGGAACAAAUGAAAUUUUUUGUCAAUUAGGUAAAUUUUCAAUUGUAACAAAAGAAGAUGAACCAUAUCAAAAUUUCUAUCAACCAAAAACAUGCGGUCAAUUUCAACAUAUAUUGAUAUCAUCAACUAAUUGUGCAAAAUCAACAAUUUUAUUUGAAAUCGAUGUAAAAAAACGUUUAACUGAUGAAUGUAAAGAAGAAAAUAAUUUUAUUUCAGUUAUACGAUAUAGUUUAAAACAAUAUUCGAAAGAACCAAUGGUACUUGAAGGAAUAUUUCGUAUUGAAAAAGAACGCAUCUGUAACAAACACCGACAAGCUAAACGAAGAGAACGUCUUACAAAUUUAUUUGUUUCUAAUGAUCUUAGUUUUAAUGAUCCAUCUAUUAUGUGCUUAGAAAAUUUUGAUGUUUCUGAAUACGAAGAAAAUAUAGAUCAUGAUACAUUUAAUUAUUUAUCUGAUAUGUGUAUUCAAGAUAUUAUUCCACCAGAUGAUGAAGACAAUAAUAAUAAUAUUGAUACAAAUAAUAUCGAUAAUGAUUUUUAUUUAAUAGAUAUAGGUAAUGAUACUAUAGAUAAUGAAUUUGAAGAUUUUAAUGAUGAUAAUAAUUGGGAAAAUAAUCAAAGUGAUGAUGUAAUUAUUGAUCCAAUAUUUGAAUCAGUUAAUAACGAAACAGAAAUAGAAUUAGAAAUUGGGAAAUAUAUCUGUCAAUCUAAUUUGGACAAAAUAAAUACCAAUCGUUUACUUAAUCUGUUAAAUCAGGUGCAUGAUCGACAAACAUCACCACCGUUAUCAAUUAUUUCAUUGUGGAACAAAUUAAACUAUAAAUUAAAACAACAUGGUAACGAAGAUGAUAUUGUUCGAGGAGAACUUUACAAGAAACAAUCUGGUAAAAGUUCAAAUCCGAUUACAUUAUUAUUAUCUAGUGACGGGAAGCCCACAAUAAAAUCCAGUAGUUGUUCGAUCUGGCCGGUGCUAGCCAGUAUCAUUGAAAUACCUCGACCAUAUCGUGAUAAUAAACAAAAUAUGAUAUUGUUAUGCUUAUGGCAUUCUCCUCGUUCACCAUCGGCUGAACAAUUACUUGGACAUAUUACAACAGAUCUUUCUCGUUUAAUUACUACUGGUAUUGAUAUUGAAAUUAAUAGUUUAGGUUUUAUCCAUUUUGAUGUUUUUGUUCAAGGUGUUUGUGCUGAUGCACCUGGUCAGUCAAAAAUUACGCAAAUGGUAGCACAUAAUGGUUAUUAUGGGUGCCGAGUUUGUGAAUAUGAAGGAAGUUAUAGUGCUGUUGAUAACACUUGCAUAUAUUCAUGGUCUUCAUUUGAACGUAUACAUCCAUCAUUUAGAACUCGGGACCGAUUUGAAUUGUGUUUACAAGAAGUUGAACAUCUAAAAACUAUGCAUAAAAAGAAUAUUAAUGUUCGUGGCAUAAAAGGCAUAUCUCCAUUGAAUCAUCUGAUUUUUAUACCAACGCAAGCAAUCUAUGAUUAUUUUCAUUUAUGUUUAGAAGGUCACACGAUAGUUUUACUUAAAGAAUGGAAUGAUAUGCAUUAUGGUUCAAGUGUCCAAACACGUGAAAUAAUUGAUAAAUUCGAUGAAUUUUUAUCGAGUAUUAAUUAUCCACAUUCUAUUAACCGUCGAGUUCGAAAUCUUAGAUCAUUUAAUGAUUGGAAAGCCGCUCAACUCCGUAUAUUUCUUCUUUAUUUGGCAUUACCAUUCUUAUUAUUUUUUCGUGAUUAUUUUCCUCCUUUACUUGUUUAUCAUUUUUCUUUAUAUUCCAUUUAUAUACGUACGUUAUGUAAAUUUAAUGAACAAAAACAUGUGUAUGAUGUACGUCCAUUCAUCGAGAUUCAUCUUCGUCGGUUUACUGAGUUUUAUAAAAACUCGAAAGAACUUCUAUCUACACAUUGUAACACCCAUUUAUGGCAACAGGUAAUUCGGCACGGCUCUUUAAGUGCAACAAGUAUGUUUGGUUCAGAAUCAUGUUUACAUGGGUUAUAUAAAUUGGCUCAUGGGACCAAACAUAUAGGACAACAAAUUGCUUAUUGGUACACAGUUCAUCGUGCUAUUCAUUCUAUGUCAAUUGAAAAACAACUUGAUAUUAGCGAUCAUGGAAAUUUUAUGGAUGGUUAUAUUGAUGAACUUAUUAUUAAAAAAUAUAAACAACAAUUUGAUCAUGCAUUUUUUCUUAAGUUUUCUUGUUUAUCGGAUGAAUCAGUUGUUUUUCGUUCUCGAUAUAAAAUAGGAUUAAUUGUGGAUCAACAUUUAUCCAUGUGGUCUGAACGUGUUAAUAGUUUCUAUUUUCUUGUUGAUAAAGAUAUUGAUAAUUUCUUCAUUUUUCCUUGUACAGCACUUCGUUCAAAAUGCUUUUUCUUUCCUUUCCGUGAUGAUCGUUUUGUUGUUUGUACACCUAUUGAUAAUGAACUUGAACAUGAUUGA
This is a messenger RNA of Rotaria sordida, 2685 nucleotides long. Lineage: Eukaryota; Metazoa; Rotifera; Eurotatoria; Philodinida; Philodinidae. The record is from the annotation of a GenBank genome assembly.